GACAGUGGAGGCAGUGGGUGGCAUAUAUUGACCUUGUCAACCCCCCCCCCCCGUGACUAAGCCCUCACGUCUGUGACAGGCCUAUAAAUCCCUCAUGGUCACAUAGUCACUGUUGGAAGGAGUUUAAUCUGCAGCACACUGUAGAGAAAAUGAACAGCAAGCGACAGAGAGAAGCCAUCACCUACAGGAUGAAGAAGCUGGCAGCGAAGCGGGAGGAGAUAACGAGAAAGACCAAUGCAGUGAGGGAGAAAAUCCAGAAGAAGUACGAGGACAUGAAGCGGGUUUUGGACGAAGAUCUUCACAUCACGCUGACCCAGCUGGACACCGAGCGCGAGGCCGUGGAGCGGUUGGUGGAGGAGAGGAUCGAGGUCUGCCGCCACCUGAGCCAGGACCUGAACCUAGAACUGGACAACCUCAGUGCACACGUGAAAAACGACGCACAAGAAGUUGACAUUCAGGACGCUGAAACAGACAAAAGAAUUUCCGAGACUCUGAAGUCGACUGACCCUGACCUGAUUCGGACGGACGAGUUCAGGAAUGAACAGCUGCUGAGUCUCACCAUCAACCUGCUGCUGUUCAUCAGAUCCCAGGUCCCUGUCACCAAGAAACUGUUUCAGAGCUAUGCUGCAGAUGUCGUCCUCGACGCAGACACCGCCCACCCCAAGCUGAUCAUCUCUCCCAAAGGCGACUCGGCCACCUACACAGACACCUGGCGGGAUGUCCCAGAGACUCCCUCCCGCUUCGACAACACCCUGAAUGUCAUCAGCCAGCGAGGCUUCAGCGAGGGCCGCCGCUACUGGGAGGUGGAGGUGAGCGGGAAGACCUACUGGGAGCUGGGGCUCACCUACCCGAGCAUCCCACGCAGGGGCCGCGUGGAGGACUGCUGGCUGGGCCGAGGCAAAGAGUCGUGGUGCGUGGAAUACUUUAGCGGAGACUACACGGCGUGGCACGGCGGCGUCCAGCACGAGCUGCCGCUGCUGGCAGGGAAACAGUUCGGUCGUAUCGGGGUGUACUGCAGCUUCCCCGGGGGUUUGGUGUGCUUCCUGGGAGCUGACGCCAUGACCCCAAUCCACUGCUUCUGUGCCGGGACGUUCACCGACGACUUACACCCAGCCCUGUGUACUGGUCACGACAACGAAGGAACAAACUGGAAAUCACUUAAAAUCUGUGAUGCUUCCCGAUCAGCUCCUGUUCUGUGAAGUGCAGCAGGAAUGCCCCAGGGGCAGGAAGGAUGGGGCAGAGGUGGUGAGGAAUGUGUUGCACUCUGGGACAUGCGCAUCAGUUGCCUGACCAGACAUUCUUAGCUUUGUGUGAGUCAGCUAGGUUCUCAUGCCUAUUUUUCACAGGUCUAUCUCAAUUAUCGAUUAGAAUCAGAGGAAAUGUUGUUCAUUUCCAGUCAUUCAUUGUUCUCUUCAUGGUGGAAAUUAACGUCAGAGCUGUCCUUCGUACCUUGUUAUUCUACAUAUGAAUCUUAUUCUCAACAAGAUUUCUCAUUCUCAUGAAAAUACCAAAAGCAAAAAUGCAUUAGCUUCACCUUUCAAAACUUUUGAACUUCUUCUCCAAGCCCAGUGUGAUUCCUACUUAAUCAUAUAAAAUGAGUCACGAAUACAGCACAAGUUUAUAAUAAAUUUCCUAAAACAGUUGGGCAACAUGGAUUUUACCAUUUUAUUCAAACAGGACUAUUUUUUUUGCUCUGGAUUAACACACAGGUGCUCUAGUAUCCAGUAUUUACAACAGAAAGUUGCUCCAAAUUAACUUAUGUGCCCAUAUUACUCAUACUGUAAUUGUAUUAUUUUAUUAACUGUGUAAGUACUAUAUAAAUAUGUUAUUAUUGCUGUUUUAAUCAUUUUUUGAAAACAAUAGAGGUCUAGGGUCACAGGAAAGAAAAUCUGAAAUUCUUUUUGUUUGACAGAAUCUUUGUUGGCUUUUGUCCUAUUAUAGGAUUUGAACGUGUAAACAGAAAGCUGUCUACUAUUAAAAGUAUGAAUUGUUGACAAUGGAACCCAACUGUGGGAGUAAUUUACUAGUAGUAAUUUAACUUGGUUAAGUCAAUGAAGAAAAACAUAUUCAUUACCAUGUUAACAGAUGAAAAAAACAUAUGACACAACUCGUUACACAAUAAAUUCUUUAAUACAACAAAAUGUUUACAUAAGCAUUCCUCUGUUUUUUGAAGUCAUUUAAACAAUGUAUUGCCCCAAAUAAAAUAAUAAUAAAAAUAUAGGGCCAGAUUAUAAUUUCAAUGUAAUUCAUUCAUUCAUUUUUCCAAAUAUUUUUCAAAUAUAUUCCUGAGUACAACAGCAUUUAACACCGGAAAGCAUUUUAAUAUUUUUUUUUACCCCUACAAAUGUUUUUUUCCCCUCUUUCAAUUCCAUUCCAAAACAAGUGGAGCAAACACUCCUUUUCCGCACAGGUUGGGCAACACGUCACUGAUCAGAGAUCCAUGUGUCGAGAGGACUCAAGAGUUGUGGCUGUAUUGGACAAGAAGUAGGGAGCGCCAGUACGGAUCACACUGCUGGCCCCCUAAGAGUAUCAUGCAAUUGUUAUCAAAAGAAUUUAAAAAAUGACUGAUAAAAAAAUUACAAAGCGAGAAAAGGAGAGUGUGUGACAAUAAAUGAAAGCUACUGCGGAACUUCUCCUCCCUGGAUUAUUUCUGACACAUGCAGUCGUGUGAACAGUGUAGAGACGUUGUAGCAACAGUGAGAGUGUGUAUUGUGGACAUGUGGGUUGUGUUUGUUCAGACUUGUCACCACCAGUAAUAGCUGCCUCUGUAAAUGACAGACUUUGGCACAAUGAGUGUAUAUGCAAAGACAAAUUUUGUGUAAAUUGUAAUGACCAGCAGUAAAUGUCUUUUAUAAAUAAAAUAUUAAAAUGUAUAUAAUAAUUAAAUAAUUCAAUUAUAAUAAUUCAUAUUGUUUCAAAAAACUUGGCAAAGUGCACUAAGUGCUUUAAGAUAAUACAUUAAAGCAAUGUUUUUAAUGGAUUGUGUUUCUUAAGUCAUUCUAAAGCAAAGCUCAAACUUUAAAAA
Scophthalmus maximus (turbot) is the source of this 3025-nucleotide messenger RNA. RefSeq names its product zinc-binding protein A33. The record is from RefSeq and is a predicted model, not a curated record. Gene Ontology annotation, molecular function: protein binding. The transcript has 6 exons. The coding region runs from base 150 to 1199 and encodes 349 amino acids. Lineage: Eukaryota; Metazoa; Chordata; Actinopteri; Pleuronectiformes; Scophthalmidae.